This is a messenger RNA of Nestor notabilis (Kea), 537 nucleotides long. RefSeq names its product BH3 interacting domain death agonist (gene BID). Lineage: Eukaryota; Metazoa; Chordata; Aves; Psittaciformes; Psittacidae. The record is from RefSeq and is a predicted model, not a curated record. The transcript has 4 exons. Bases 1 to 537 code for a protein of 178 amino acids. Gene Ontology annotation, biological process: positive regulation of release of cytochrome c from mitochondria; positive regulation of intrinsic apoptotic signaling pathway; apoptotic mitochondrial changes. Gene Ontology annotation, cellular component: cytoplasm; mitochondrion; cytosol.
AUGGAGUGUGCACUGCUGUACACCUUCCUGGAGGUAUCCCCUGACUGUAAGUUCAGAGAGCAACUGCAUUCCCUGCAAAAUAAGCAGUUUCAGUGGCAAUAUUGCUGCUGCUAUGACGAUGCAGAACUUCAGACCGAUGGCAAUCGGAGCGGGCAUAUGCAGAAUGGUGAGCCAGUGUCUGACCCUCAGGUACAUGACGAAGUUGUCCGGAUCAUUGCUGCUCAGCUUGCUGAGAUUGGAGACCAGUUUGAUAAAGAAAUCAAAGCAAGAGUAGUAAAUGAUCUAGUGCAGCACUUUCUGAAUGAGAAUCUCUCGAGAGAGGAGAUAACCCGGCACAUGUCAGAGGCAGUGGAAGAGCUUGCACGAGCCAUCCCUUCAGACAUGGAACGGGAGAAAGCCGUGUUGGUGCUAGCAAUGGUCUUAACUAAAAAAAUUGCCAAUACAAUGCCCUUCCUUCUGCCUCGUGUCUUUAGCACCACUGUGAACUACAUCAGCCAGCAGCUCCACAACUACGUUGCCAGAAUGAUGCGCGAGUGA